AUGGAAUAUUCCAGCAACGACGUGAAGCAGCUGUUCAGGUCCGUCUACACCCUGGUGAAGGGACAAGAUGAACUCAAGGCGGGACUGACGGCGAGCGAAACUCUGGCACCAAAAUUUCUGCUCAGCCACCGACUGCUGGUUUCGCAGUGCAUACAGCUGAUGUUCGAGGACUUCGAAAGUGUGGGAAGAAAGUCGCGCGAAAUACUGUGGCGUAAGGGCUACUACGACGUGAUUUCCGCUCUGAAGCGCCAGAAAGGGCGCACCGAUGGCCGGGUGCUGCUGGAAGCAGCCGAUCAGUUGAUUCGCGAAGGAAUCAACUACUUCAAGGCGGUAGUGCUGCGUUUUGGGGAUCUCUUUCACCUCGAGACUUUGAAACAUUUGGUCGAUUAUGCGCUUCUGGAGGAUUACGACGACGAGGCACUGCGUCAGGAGUCAACGUGCUACUCGUUGCUGCAGCUGCGUCCCGCCAGCCAGGGAUCGAACCCCAAGGAACUCUACACGAAGCAGGAAGUCUCGUACGCAUUGGAGACGAUCCACAGCCUGCUCAUUGCUCUUGGCGAUUUGCACCGCUACCGGAUGGAGUUUGGCAUUGGCAACCGCAUCGAAAUACGGGACCGCACGCGCAGUUACUACAUGGAGGCGUUCAAGCUGAACCCCAAGAUUGGCAUGGCCCAGAACCAGCUGGGGAUGCUGGUCGCCGGGCAGAAUCAUAACCUUGACGCGGUGUACCACUACCUGUACUCGUUGUGCUGUGCGAACCCGUUCGAGUGCAGCGAAACCAAUGUCAGUAACAUCUUCCAGAAGAAUAUUCUGCUGCUGGAAAACGGAGGUUUGGAGUCGUCGGAUUUUGCAGAUGAGGACGAUCACGCGGUGAAGCAGUUCAUUUCGGCGUUCCUGUUGGUUGUGGAUGUGUUCUUCUACAACAAGGAUGUGACGGACUUUAUGUCUCUUUGCCACUCGGUGUUGAUUGACUUCAAAAAAGUGCUCGGCAUCCGCCAACUACUGGAAGAGUACGUCAUGACGGAGGACAUGAUCUUCAAGGUGGUCUCGAUUCUGUUCUUCUGCAUGUACCGUAUCAAGCUGACCAAUUCGGACAAGAUCCACAGUCUGAACGCGUUCUUGGUCGCACUUUGCUCGGAGCUGCUCGAGUACUGCACGAUGGGCGUGGAGAAGUGCAUCGUAGAGAAUGUCCGCGACGACAAUCGCUUCCGCGAGAUGUACUUGGAACGGUACCGUCUGUACGAUGAACAGGUCCAUCGCGCAAGGACCAUGGCCAAACACGGAGUGUAUUCGAAGGAUCAAAAAUCUUCAUCCGGCGUCGAGGAGGGCACGGGCAGUCAGGAUAGUCGUGGUACGUCGAAUGCAGACAACCCGAAUUGCAAAGACAAACCGAAGGACAAAACUGCUAAGAAGACGGCCGGUGGUCAGAGAAAACAGUCGCGUCGUCGUAGAAGAGCGUACUCGAACGGAAGCGAUUCGGAUGGAAACGGCGACGAAGAGGACAUGGACGAGUAUUCUAACGGAAACUACGAUUCAGACUUCGACUUUUCCGAGUCAGAUUCCAGCGUCGACGGUGGGGAAGAGGAAGAGGAGGAGGAGGAAGAUGAUAUGAUUUCGCUGUCCAGUUUCGGUUCGUACGAUGACUACACCGGUGGCGAGGAGGAUGAACGGGAAGAUGGCACGGGACGGGCAGCGAAGAAAAAGCACUCAAAUCUGGCGCGCGAAGUCGCCCAGCAGCCGCGCGGACCGACCGCGGAUGAGGAGUUCAAGUACAAGAAGCGCUACAACAAGACGAACCCCAACAUUGUGCUUGAGUUCGCGCAUUCCGAUCGAACGAUUCGCUCGCUGAAGAUGCUGUUCGAUUGGUUGCUGUGCAACAUGGAUGUGCUGCACAAUUGUUACCAAUCGAAUCCGGAGUUCGUGCACAACAUCAUGAAGUUGCUGAAUCACUUCAACAUAGACAUCUUCACCAAUCGGUUCUUCUUCUGCCGGGAGUUCAUCACGAUGGACGGUUUGCGGGAGGAUCUGCACUCGAUUUUCCUAGCCCGCCGCACGAUUCCGUUGCGCGAGGAUGUCGCCAUGAAGCGCUUCCCUCUGUUCGAACCGACCCAGGACGGACUGCAGUGGGAGCUGCCGUACAAGCUGGGCAUCAGUGCGGAGGACGAAUGUUUGCUGCGCAUGAUGAAGUUGGUCGAUUUUGGGUUUACCGUUUGUAAGUCGAAGAAGUUCGACUAUUGCUUCGUGCCAAAAACGCGUGAGUUCAGCUUGCGUGCGUUUCGCAGCCAAUCGGCUGGUGCCAUCUCGAAGAGUCAGCAGAGAAGAAGAAAGAAAAAGCUGCUCGCCGUCGGACACAAGAGUGAGUGGAAUGGCGGCGCAAAACAGCAGCAACAACAGGGCGGCAAACAGCGUGCCGCACAGCACCAGCGACAGAUGGGCGAAAAACGUCGUGAUCGCGAUGGCGGAGGCGACCGUCAGCCGCGCCUUGUGCAUGACGAUGACGACCCGGGGGACAUUUUUCACUUCCCGCAAGAGUAUAAACGCAACCGCAAUCGCAAACAGGAGCAGCACGAUGAUCCGUCGUCGUUGCCGGAAGGCAACGGAGAGCAACUAUCACUGUUUACGAAGAAGGGCUAUCUUCGUAACCGUGAGAAUGGCAUACUUCGACGUGGUGCUGCCGGUGGCCGUGUAGGUGAGCUAGGUGGCGGCUCCGAUUGUGCUCCGAUAGGCAAGGAAAAACGCCCCACGCCUGUACUGCAACCGAAACCGGUGGAGAAGAAGAAGGACCUUCGGUACAAAAUGGGCAGACUUUAUCUGCGUCAUUGUGUGGGAACUCGUGAAUCGGAGUUGCAGGUCAACAAGCGAACCGUUAGGUUCUCGCCGUAUUUGGUGCUGGAUGCAAAGUGCUUGUCGGAGUACACCUCGAUCGUGAAGAACUUGGUGAAAACGGGAACGUUUAUAGUGCUCAUACCCAGCAUUGUGUUGAGCGAACUGGAUGAGACGAAAAAAGACAACGACGGUGCUCGUAAUGCCAUCAAAUGGUUGGAAACUGAAUUUGGUGCGGGCAAUCGGUUCUUACGUACACAAACUGCCAACGAAUCACAACCGAUGCCACUGGUUAAGAUUCCGAAAAAGUUGGAUCGUGAAGGGGUCAUUUUUCAACACAUCGUUCAAUUUUGCAAUCACUUCGUGUCGAACCACCCAGAUAAGGAUAAAAACAGCAGCAUCAUAACGUACCUUUCGGGAGAUAACCUGAGCAACAAGAAGUUCGGCAACGGUUCCAGCUACGUCGGCAUACUGGAAGCCAUACCGGUGAAAUUCGAGCAGAUUGUCACGUUUUACUCCAGCUACAAAAGGAAAUGAACAUAAGCGUUGGUAAUCAAUGUGGUUUUUGAGCCUGUGCAACUUCAACAACAGUAAAACAUACGAGCAAAAGCCGAAGGGACAAAGAACUAUCGCCAACCCUGCAAGAAAGAGUCAACAUUUUGGGAGGCACGCAGAGCACGGACACGGGCAGCCCGGCUCUCUUCCACCCAGUGGGGCAAUCGUGGAACUUAUCGAAUACUGCGGCCCGCAGGGUCCAUUUGUGGGGGGUAGAGUGUGCUGCCUGCUCUCAGACAGUCCUCAUCAGAAAUUUCAAGUGUGCGUUUUUGUGCGAUAUUUGCCCAGAAAGGCGUAAAAGAUGUCGAUCAAAGCACUCGUGGGUUUCGGUGAAAGGAAGAGACACAUUUCGAAGAGGUACGGAAAGAGAAGAUACAAGCGAGAAAGGGAGAACAAUAGAAUGAGUAAGAGAGAGGGAGACAAGUAUAGGAUAAAAAAGGGAAUUUCGGAAGAGAACUCUUAAGCAAAAACAUACAAAAAUGCCCCCGAAAAGUUGCCGCAGAAACGAAAUCGUGUUUGUGCCGAACACCUGUCCCGGUGAUCGCGCAGCUUGAAUUGAACGUGCUCAAAUCGAUGAAACUAUCGCCGGAUGAAAACAAGACCCCACUGGAGCCAUCCGCUGCCUUCCAUCUUUCCAUCAAAUCGGGGCUACAGUACCGAGGAACGGGUGCUUACCACUUGUUCCCGCAGUACAGCAGCAUUAAGUGUAUGGCGCACGUUACACAUUAGGUUUUAGUUCAUUCUGCAGCGUUUUUUCAUUAUCAAAAACAAUACUAAAAUCUACUUUUAACAGAGACAUCUAAAAGAAGGUGUAAACCUUCCGUUGAAGAAAUUGUGCUACUUCUGAAACAUACUUGUUUGCAACACUAACAUGCGCCAUUCACACUGAUUUGAUUAAAGCAGAGUAAAUGUGGUCUGAAAGGAAGCAAUGGAGGCGGAUGGGAUGGUUCCCGGUGCUUCCGGUGUGAAUGGUUUCGAUCGUUGUUCUGCUGUACGAAGCAAACAGAAAAGUGUCAGAAAACGGAUAACAGCUUAGAGAAGAUCUUCAAUGAGCUAUACUACUAAUUAAGUCAUUUUAUUUUUCUUAUUCUUCUUUGUCUGUUUCCACAAACACACAUCCCCCGCCAGUUUCAUUUUAUUACCCCUCAUUCAUUCAUCAUUCGGUUCAUUUGGUUCCAUUCGUGCGCUAUAUUAUCUUCAUUGUGUAGUCCUUAUCACUGGAUUAGCACUUUACAGUCUUAUUUCUUUUUCUCUUGUGUAGCGUAACUUGCUGCAGCAACGGCUGCGUUUUUCAAGAUUUUUCGUAAUUAAUAUGAAACAGUAAGGGAAGUGCGGCAGUGAUCGGUGUCGCGUGAGCGUCGCACCGUUAUAACUAUUUUAAGAUCGUCGAGCUGGGAGUAGAGAAACACACCAUCAUUGGCAUUGAAUAACAAAACCGACAAUUCGUUUUUAAAUUUACAUCUUGAAAUAUUCCUCAAUCACAGUAAAAACACGAUCAGUGUAAAACACGACAGCAAACAUUCUGGUCAAAAUAUUCUCACAGCUCAGUGUGAAUCGCUUUUCACCUCUCUCCGUUUGGUUACGGUGAAGCCAAAACGUUGUAGUGCGGCGCUUUUCGGUCACCUAUGCGUGUGAGCCUUACAUCUUUUCUUUCUUCAAUAGCCGUUAGAACGUAUGAUUUACUCUCUGCUACUGUCUUCGGUAUUUCUUUGUAGAACUUGCGUUAAUCAUUUAAAAAUAAAAAUGCAAACUUGGUGGAA
Anopheles cruzii is the source of this 5138-nucleotide messenger RNA. It is a transcript of the gene Smg5, whose product is annotated as nonsense-mediated mRNA decay factor SMG5. Gene Ontology annotation, biological process: nuclear-transcribed mRNA catabolic process, nonsense-mediated decay. NCBI's taxonomy places the organism in Eukaryota, Metazoa, Arthropoda, Insecta, Diptera, Culicidae. Gene Ontology annotation, cellular component: telomerase holoenzyme complex. The record is from RefSeq and is a predicted model, not a curated record. Gene Ontology annotation, molecular function: telomerase RNA binding; protein binding; telomeric repeat DNA binding. The coding region runs from base 1 to 3360 and encodes 1119 amino acids. The transcript has 5 exons.